UCGUAAAUAUUCCAGAGGAAGUAUCAGUAUUUAUAAAAAUGAAAAGAAAUGGUAUGUGUCGAGACACGCAAGUGGACAAGAUUACUGAGGAGACAACAUUCUUCAUUACAGACCCUAAAAGGCAACAAAGUACAUUACCACAAUCUACAGGCUUUAGCUUUUGGUUCAGUCCCAUAAAACAGUGAAAAAGAGGGGCAAAAAAGAGGAGGGGCAUUACGGAGAUCUCAUGGGUCAUAUCAUUAAUUAUUUAUUAUAUUUUAGCCCCAAGCAACAGAUUUAAUUCCAAAUGGAUCACCCUUUUACCUUUUUCCCUCGACAAGCACCUUUUUGCCUCUUUCUGCACCUACAAUUGCUUGCUAAUUUCAGCUACCCCAUGCCUCCUUUCUCAAGUUUUCUCAUAUUCUUCCUUCUCUCCUGGAUCCAAGAAAGCCACGAUUCUUCAAGUAUUUGUUUUAUAUAUAAGAUGCAAAAUACAAGGACAAAAUUCUUCACACCAACCCCAUUCUUCUCUUGUUUUUUGUAUCUUAGCUUCUCCAGACUUGACAUUGAUCCAAACCAAGAACACAGCAAAUCAAGCAUAGAAGCCAACCUGCAGAAAUGGGUGCUAGGAGUCUUUGGCACCUGACCUUGCUCUCCUUCUGUCUUUUAUUCAGUUCAGGAACAGGGAUAGCCAGAAUAUUAGGAGAUGAAGAAAACCAGGGAAUCUUCUCAUCAUCUGAAUUUGAAACUCUGCCGGAUGGAGUUCCUGUCGUCAAUCCAACAACUCCGGGCACAGCAAAUCCAUCUCCUUUGGCAAACCCAACAUCACCUCAAGCACCAGAUACAACAGGGCAAACCCCAACAACACCAUAUAUGCCCCCCUUAUCCCCAGACUCACCCAUGACAACCCCAACCACACCUCCAGCCAAUCCAACCAUAUCCCCAACCAAUCCAACUGCACCUCCGACUGACUCAAGUGCACCUCCGGCCAACCCAACUGCACCUCCGGCCAUUCCAACAGCACCUCCAGCCAACCCAACCACAACUCCAACAAGCCCAACCACAAACAGUCCUGCAUCUUCAGGUGGUCAAUGGUGUGUUGCAAGCCAAACGGCUUCAGAAACUGCUUUACAAGUGGCUCUUGACUUUGCUUGUGGCUAUGGAGGUGCUGAUUGUUCUGCAAUUCAAGCAGGGGCAAGUUGUUAUAAUCCAAACACCGUUCGUGACCAUGCUUCUUAUGCAUUCAAUGAAUAUUACCAGAAGAAUCCAGCACCUACAAGCUGUUCAUUUGGAGGAAUAGCACAGCUUACAAACAAGGACCCAAGUACUGGGAACUGCCACUAUUCAUCAACAAAAUCACAAGGCAUGAGUCCACCAACAAAUCAAAGCCCGCUGACAAAUCAAAGCCCUCUUAACCAAUCCAGUCCAAUGAGUACAACUCCUCCAAGUGUGUCAAUGCCUGGUGGAUCAACAAUACUUGGUUCAGAACCAACACAAAGCCCCAGCUUAGCCUCAGCUCCCUCUUAUUCCUUGCUGCUGAUGUUCACCAUGUGCAGCCUCUGGGCUUCGGUCCUCACAGAGAAUAUUAUCUAGACCAUAUACAUGGUGCAGUCACCGUUUCGAAAUGAGCUGGAAUUCACGUAGCAUGCCGGCAUUCUCUUGAGACUUCGAGGAGGCAGAAGGUCAAUAAUUCCAUUUGUUAUUUGAAGUCUUGCUGUUUAAGUUAGUACUACCUUUGAGCUAUAUAUGUCCAUUAGUUGAUCAUAAAGCCCAAAAAAGUAGUAGAACAAAAGAUUAUAGGUGUUGUAAACAGAUUUUCUAUAGUAUUAGCAUAAUAAUAAAUUGCUAGACAGUCUAUUUUCUCUUGGAAUAUUUCUUCCAUAGAGAAACUCUGAAGCUUAUAUUGGCUAUAAUAUAAUUAUUUAUAGAGCCAAGAGCCAUUUUAAAGGAAUUAUUCAGCAAUCAGUCUAAAACAAGACCAUAAUUGUAGACAAGGAUGUUCAGAAGACUAGCUCCAAGGAAUCUAACUCAUCCACGACAGUAAUAUAUGAAAAUGUCAUGUAACUACGUCAUUGGGCAUCAUAUAAACAUGGUUCGAUGAGGAUAAUUUUCACCUGCUAAAAGUGAGAAAAUUUGCAUGGAGAAACCAAAAAUUUAAAUAUAAGAGAUAAUAGAUGUCAACUCUUGAGUAAAAGGUAAUGAUUCUAUAUAUUCGCCCUCUUUGAGUAUUUAUUUGUGGAAGCGGAUGCUUACCUUAAAGUCAAAAUGCAAUACUGAUUCAUCUCAUCAUAUUUUUCAAGAUUAUUUCCACGAUCAAGUAAUAUGCCCAUGAAAUAUUAACACAUUCAAAAAACAACAGAGCAUUGUUCUGCGAACCCAGGAUAACAUCCACUCAGAAGGAUUACAAUCUUAACAAAUGAGAAAGCUGGAGUUCAGAGAGCACCUGAACUAGGUGCACUAGACUUCUAAUAAAAAGCACUAGAGCAGUACAAGUGAGUUUAACAAUCCUAAAGUUUUGAGGGCAGGGAGAUGUGCCAAGUUACAAACAGCCGUUAAACAAGUCAGAUUAACAUUAAAUAUUGAAGAGUAAUGAAAAUACAUGUGGCUUUGUAGUCAUUUAUAGAGUCCAAUACUAGUAAAAACUAUUACAUUAUAAAGAACAACAUUGGGCAUUUAUUCACUUUUUUCUACAGCUAUGCCACUCAGAUAUAUUUCUA
Molecule: messenger RNA, 2696 nt
Organism: Neltuma alba
Lineage: Eukaryota; Viridiplantae; Streptophyta; Magnoliopsida; Fabales; Fabaceae
Product: merozoite surface protein CMZ-8-like
Exons: 4
Coding region: 598-1572 (324 amino acids)
Source: RefSeq, a predicted model, not a curated record